CAGUUUAGCAAUUUCUGUGAAAAAUUUACCAAAACACAUUUGCAUGCCAGGAUAAAGGAAUUUCAUAUUCUGGAAAAGUCUGUUGCUUCUCAUUUGUUCCGGGUGACCCCUCUGCGUGGAGACAAUUUUCAAGGUGAAAGUACCUGCCAAGAUGCUCCACUUGCAGAGUCCACAGAUGCUGCAGAUGCUAAAAAAAUCCUUGUGGAAGAGCCUCCCUGAGUCCUUAAAGGUUUAUGGGACUGUCUUCCACAUGACUCAAGGAAACCCAUUCAAGCUAAAGGCCCUGGUGGACAAGUGGCCUGAUUUUAAUACAGUGGUUAUCCGCCCUCAGGAGCAGGAGAUGACAGAUGAUCUUGAUCACUACACCAAUUCUUAUCAAAUCUACUCCAAGGACCCCAAGAACUGUCCGGAAUUCCUCGGCUUACCAGAAGUCAUCAACUGGAAACAACAUUUGCAGAUUCAAAGUUCACAGUCCAGCCUGGAUGAGGUGAUAGAAAAUCUUGUAGCUAUUAAAUUGGGCAAGGUCAAGCGAACACAAUGCCUUCUCUAUAUGGUGUCUGAGACAACAAAAAAAUUGGUUCAUUCCAUGCAGGAUUCAAAGAACUUAUCACCCAAUGGUGACAACCACAAGUCCAUCAACCAAAAGACAUUAAAACUCUCAUCCCUGGACGUUACCCAUGCUGCCUUGGUGAAUAAAUUUUGGUCCUUCGGUGGCAAUGAGAGGAGCCAGAGAUUCAUUGAACGCUGUAUCCAGACCUUCCCCACCUUCUGUCUCCUGGGUCCUGAGGGGAACCCUGUGUCUUGGUGCCUGAUGGACCAGACAGGAGAGAUUCGGAUGGGAGGCACAGUGCCUGAGUACCGGGACCAGGGCCUUGUCUCCCAAGUCGUCUGUGCCCAGAUCCGUGCUAUGGACAAACUUGGCUUCCCCAUGUAUUCCCAUGUGGAUAGGGCCAACCACAUUAUGCAAAGAGUGAACUUCAACCUGAAGAGCAUCUCCUUGCCCUGUGAUUGGAACCAGUGGAACUGCGUGCCUCUGUGAAGCAGCCCUUAACACAACACAGUGUUGAGUAGAAUGGGCAUGUGACUAGGGGAACAGAUGGGUGGAUGGAGAGAAGGAAUAAAUUGUAAUCAGUGGUAAUGGAGUGGCCUCUGAGUUCUGGGGAAGCAGAGAUGGGAGAUGAACAGAACAGCCUCAGUCUCUAUUCUCAAAUACCUCACAGACUUCCUUUAGUUUCCUCAGUAUGAAACAGACUAGGCAUUCCUGCUGUCCAGCUGGUACAGCUUCUACAUUUCUAGGAUCCUUGUCAUGCUUUAUACUCAGUUGUAUGCUUCCCUAAGUUGUUCUUCCUGAAACUCCUAGUUCAUUGACCCUUGCCAAUUUACCAGUAGGUGGUAAUAUUUUGUGGGUUAUAUGAUUUUUCCCUCUGGCCUUUUUUUUUUUUUGGCUGGACAGUGGCCUGUCUUCUGCGUAGGUCUUUGCAAGAUCAUCCUUUCCCAGGUCACUUCUUAAGUCUUGUAUUAGUAUAAUCACACAGAACUAUAUUACACACAUGCACACACACAAACACACGCAAUUUAUAGGACACAUUGAGGAAAAUUCAAAGAAAAAGACUGAAUGGUGUUAAUAUCUUCUUUUGUAACUCCUUCCCCAAGAAAAUGAUACUAACAUCACUUCUAAAGAUAUCAUUAUGAAUUCUUGGUUUUGUCAUAUUUGAAACGUUUCUAUCCUUGGAAUUAUUAUUCUUGAUUAGUGGGAAUCCUUUCAAGUUGGCUUCUGAGUCUUUUAGACAUGAUUCCACUAAUCAUUGACAGCUUCCUUUCUUUCAUGUUCAAAAAGAUCUUCUAGGCUUGUCUUGCUCAUUUCCUUCCUCAGACCUGGAAUCAACUAUUUCUCCAAGCUCAAUGGUUCCUCUCAUUGGGAAAUUAUAUUGAAGAUCAUAAGUUAGGUUGGUCACUGUUUCCAGGCUUUUUCAAGCUUGGACAUGAAAAAUAUGUGUGAUCUGAAAAAUGUGUGUUUGAUCUUUAAUUUUCCUCAGGAGAAAAUUCAUCAUGACUUCAUACUGAUAUGUCGAACACAGUUUCAGAUUACCUGCUUUUUAUUUAAUGUAUUUGUUUUUCUUUAUUUGUAAUUCUUCCCUCUUACAAUGAAAAUCUUGGUUCUUAAUGACAUUAUAAUUAUUUAAAUUAUGAAUAUAAUUGUUUAUUUAAUUGCCUGAUCAUGUAUACAUACACAUAUAAUUUCAGAAAAACAAUAUAAAUAUUAUCACUAAUAAUGUUAUCACUGAAAAUUUUAUAAUUUUUAGUUUUAAUUCCACUUAUUUUUAACCUUAGGACAUAUCACACUUAGGACAUGUAAUAAACUAUUGUGCUUUAAAGUCAGUUGCAAAAAUUUAUUUCUGUGUGUUUCAACCAUCAGUUUAAAGUACAAUUUGUUUUUGUUUCAUUUUGAUUUUAAAGGAUGGCUUUAAUUUCAUUUUAUUUAAUAUUUAAGAAAAACAUUUACAUGAUUUCAAGGUCAAAUCUACAAGAUAAGGUACAAAGAAGUCUAACUUUCAUUCCUAUGUUCUUUACCCUUUCUUUCCCUCAUAACCAUUUUAAUUAGUUUUUAGUUUUUGGCUUAUCCUUCCACUUUUUAAUACUAUGCUAAAAUGAAGCAAAAUAUAUGCAUUGUUCAGUGCUUUUGCUUUUCUUCCCUGAAACACAUAGCCCAGAGAUAUAUCUUAACAGUAAACAUAGUUCUUAUUCCUUUUUCCUUUUCUAUUCCAUCAUAAGAAUCUGCCAUAAUUUAUUCAACGUCAGUUAUUGAUGCACAUUUUGAGUGUUUCAAAGUCUCCACCUCCACAACAUACACCCUACACUUUAAAUUUACCUAUUCUUUGUAUUUUCUACCCUUUGUGCCUUCAUUCAUGCUAGUCCCCCUGCCUCAAAUAUCUGUUUUUACUAUUUCUCAGCAUCUUAUUCUUUCCCAUUUGUCAAAGUUUAUAUGCAGAGCUGCUCCUUUAAAAUGCUUUUAAGAUUUAAAUCUUCCCAGUUGGAUGUUGAAAUCACUAGUUCCUGAAUGGAAAUUUACACCUUUCUCUGGUCUCCUCUUGAAGAGUGCUCCAUUGAUUCAAUUUGUUUUAUGGUCAUGGCCUUUUUUAGGUGAGACCUGGAUGAGGAAAGUAACUACUUAUAAUGGGUUAGAAGAAUCUGAGGUGUAGCAUUACCCCCAAUAGAUCAAAUGUGCUGCCUGCAGAGAUGAAAACCGGUGCUCUUGGAGGGAAAUUUAGCUUUUAGUCUCUAAAAUCACCCAGGUUGAAGUUUUCUGGGAGUUUACAUGAAAAAGGCUGGUAUCACUUAAGAGAAUAUAGGGGCGUGCCCAUGGAGGAAAGUGUGUGGGAAUAAAAGAGCUGUUCGACAUUAUUGGUUUAUGUUGCUGACCUUGACAAAGUUGUCACCCCUUUGAAGAUACUUUCUGUCUGGUUCUCUAGAAGUAAGAAUAAAAUAAAAGUCUCCCCUGGU
Equus quagga is the source of this 3501-nucleotide messenger RNA. RefSeq names its product glycine N-phenylacetyltransferase-like. NCBI's taxonomy places the organism in Eukaryota, Metazoa, Chordata, Mammalia, Perissodactyla, Equidae. Gene Ontology annotation, cellular component: mitochondrion. The transcript is spliced from 6 exons. The record is from RefSeq and is a predicted model, not a curated record. Bases 152 to 1039 code for a protein of 295 amino acids. Gene Ontology annotation, molecular function: glycine N-acyltransferase activity.